This is a messenger RNA of Eruca vesicaria subsp. sativa (arugula), 1341 nucleotides long. Lineage: Eukaryota; Viridiplantae; Streptophyta; Magnoliopsida; Brassicales; Brassicaceae. The record is from the annotation of a GenBank genome assembly.
AUGACUUGUUGUGGAUGUAUGUGGAAAUCCGGAGGAGAAGAUUUGCAAGGUUUCUAUCCGGUUAGAUCAGAAUGUCAAGCAGAUGUUCCAAGAACACGAUUCAAAUCAAGGGCUGGAAAAACUUUAAGUAGGAGAAGAUGGCACGCAGCGUUUACUGAAGAUGGGCAUUUGGAUAUGGAGAGAGUUCUUCGUCGUAUACAGCGAGGGGGGAUUCAUCCAUCAAUCAAAGGUGAAGUUUGGGAGUUUUUGUUAGGUGGUUACGAUCCGGACAACACAUUUGAUGAAAGAACUAAGAUGAGAAACCACAUAAGGGAGAAGUACUAUGCUUGGAAAGAAGAAUGUAAUAACAUGGUUCCUCUAGUUGGUAGUGGCAAGUUUGUCACAACGGUUAUUGUUGCUGAAGAUGGUGAGCCAUUAAAAGAAUAUUCGGUAGAGAAUCAAGAAUGGCUUGUGAAAACCGUUGUUACAGACAAGCAUGUGCUACAGUGGAUGCUAGUGUUGAGUCAAAUAGGUCUUGAUGUUAUUAGAACGAAUCGCUAUAUGUGCUUUUAUGAGAGAAAGAGUAACCAACCAAGACUUUGGGAUGUUCUUGCUAUAUACACAUGGUUGAAUCCAGAUAUUGGUUAUGUUCAAGAAAUGAAUGAUAUAUGUUCUCCAAUGAUAAUACUAAUAGAAGAUGAAGCUGAUGCUUUCUGGUGCUUUGAGCGUGCAAUGAGAAGACUAAGAGAAAACUUUAGGACAAUGGCGACGUCAAUUGGGGUACAGACUCAGCUUGGUAUGCUCUCACAGGUCAUUAAAACCGUUGAUCCUAGGCUCCACCAACAUCUAGAUCUAGACGGUGGAGAGUAUAUGUUUGCUAUAAGGAUGUUGAUGGUUUUGUUCAGGAGAGAGUUCUCCUUCCUUGAUGCCUUGUGCCUUCGGGAGAUGAUGUGGGCUAUGGACUACAAUCCAAACAAUUUUGCAUCAUAUGAAAAGCCAGAGAAUGGAACCAAACAGGAUCCUAGGUUACUAAAGCAGUAUGGUAAGUUUGAGAGAAAGUAUAUAAAGAGUGGUCAAAACGAGCAACACCACAACACGCUUGCUGUUUUCGUUGUGGCAAGUGUUCUUGAAACAAAGAACAAACGUCUCUUGAAAGAAGCUAAAGGCCUAGAUGACGUUGUUCAGGUCUCUCUCUAUCUCUCUACACCGAGAAACCUAAUGAGAAAACUUAACUCUUUAGUGUCUUUUUGGGUUGCAGAUAUUGGGUGGCAUUGCGAGAAUUUAGACGCAAGAAAAGCGUGUAAAGAAGCGUUGAAGAUUCAUGAAAAGUUCUUGAGAAAGGUGAGACUACUCUUCUACUAA